CACAAUCUGAUGAGACUGUUGGCACUUCAUCACAGUCCGAUGAGAUGCAUUUCAAAAAUGAGGACGGUAUCUUUAUUUCGGAGGUUGAUAUAAUUACGCCAUCACAGAAAUUGUUAGCAAGGAGGUUGACGUGUAAUAUAGUACCAGGGAAAAGCCUUCUUCUUACUGGUCCAAAUGGUAGUGGGAAAAGUUCGGUGUUCAGGGCUCUUCGUGGUCUUUGGCCUAUUGUCAGUGGACACAUUCAUAAACCUUCCCACAAUGUUAAUGAUGUUGGUGAAUUCAAUUGUGGUAUAUUAUACAUUCUCCAGAAACCGUAUACUUGUUUGGGAACAUUAAGAGAUCAAAUUAUCUAUCCUCUCUCACAUGACCAAGCAGAAAAGAGGGCGUUAAGUUUGAAUCGAGAAGGGCAAAACGAUGGUGUUGACGCAAAUAUUCUGGAUGUGCAUCUCAGAACGAUCCUAGAGAAUGUGAAAUUAUCUUACCUUUUUGAAAGGGAAGGAAGCUGGGAGGCUAGUCAAAACUGGGAAGACAUCCUUUCUCUUGGGGAACAACAGAGAUUAGGCAUGGCCCGGUUAUUCUUUCACAAGCCUUGGUUUGGUGUCCUUGAUGAAUGCACCAAUGCUACAAGUGUGGAUGUUGAAGAGCACCUUUAUAGGCUUGCACGUGAUCUAGGCAUUACGGUUUUUACAUCAUCACAGCGUCCUGCUUUAAUACCAUUCCACUCUAUGGAAUUGCGAUUGAUCGAUGGAGAAGGAAAGUGGGAGCUUCGGUCCAUCAAGCAUUGAGUUAAGAGCCUCUCAUUUGAAGGUGACAUCAUAACUACUUGUCAGGCAAUUAUCUAUUCAGUCUUUUGGCAAAAGUUUAAUGAAAUAAGUAAGACCAGAUAUAGGGUAUACAACUAUAUAGCUGAUUGUUUCAUGUAUUAUACGAAACAUGUAUAUUUGUUUUGCUGUAAAACAGUUUCUAUCUAGUCGAUUUGAUUAAACUGUA
Erigeron canadensis is the source of this 990-nucleotide messenger RNA. RefSeq names its product ABC transporter D family member 1-like. Gene Ontology annotation, molecular function: long-chain fatty acid transmembrane transporter activity; ATP hydrolysis activity; ATP binding. Gene Ontology annotation, biological process: peroxisome organization; fatty acid beta-oxidation; long-chain fatty acid import into peroxisome. The record is from RefSeq and is a predicted model, not a curated record. Bases 45 to 785 code for a protein of 246 amino acids. Gene Ontology annotation, cellular component: peroxisomal membrane. NCBI's taxonomy places the organism in Eukaryota, Viridiplantae, Streptophyta, Magnoliopsida, Asterales, Asteraceae. The transcript is spliced from 7 exons.